AUGUUGGUGCCUGUGUCCUUGAUUAUCAGAAGACUUGGAGUUUUGUUAACUGAAGAAGCAAAAUUCUUAUACGGAGUAAGCGACCAAGUUGAACAAAUCCGAGUCGAGUUAAACCGAAUGCAAUGCUUCUUACAAGACGCAGAUUAUGCAAUACAAUCAGAUGAACAUGUAGAUGCCAGGGUCAACAACUGGGUUGCAGAAAUCAGAAAACUUGCUUAUGAAACCGAAGACAUCCUCGAAACUUAUGUCAUCCAAGUUUCAUCAAAAAGGAACAAAAAGGGUUUCCGAAAUACCCUUAAAAGAUUCGCUUGCAUCUUCAAUGAAUGGAUAGACGUUCACAGGGUCGGAAGUGAGAUCGGUGCCAUUAAAAAUAAGAUCACUGAUCUCACCGCUAGUUUAGAUACUUACGGCUUGAAAAGUAUAGGUGAAGGCAUAAGAAGUUCAGCAACUGAGAAGCAACAAGAAUUGAGGCAAUCGUAUCAGCAUGUUGUUGAAGAGGAUUUUGUUGGGUUUGAGGAAGACUUGAACACGGUUGUGAAACAUUUGGUGCAAGUUGAUGACUAUACUCCUAGUCGAGUUGUCUCUAUUUGCGGCAUGGGUGGUUUGGGGAAGACCACUCUAGCUAAAAAAGUAUAUCAAAACAAAGAUGUCAAGAAUCAUUUUCAUUGUUUGGCAUGGGUAUGCAUAUCUCAGCAAUACCAAACAAGAGAUAUUUUGCAAAGAAUCUUCAUCAAACUUGUUCCAGGGAGUGAGAACGCGGUUGUCAAGAUGAGAAAUGAAGAGUUGUUUGAGCAACUUUAUGAAGUCCAGCAGAGGAAAAAAUGCUUAGUUGUACUGGAUGAUAUUUGGUCAAUAGAAGCUUGGAAGAGCUUGAAACCGGCCUUCCCAAAUGGAAACACGGGCAGCAAAAUAUUGCUAACAACUCGUAAUAAAACACUGCCUUCACAAAUAGAUCCAUACCAUAUCUUCCAUGAACCUCCGUGUUUAAAUGACAAGGAAAGUUGGGAUCUACUUCAAAAGAAAUCAUUACUAAGAAGAGAUGGUAGAGAGAUUUGGGAAAGAUGGACAAUACUUUAG
Messenger RNA from Camellia sinensis, 1077 nucleotides. Lineage: Eukaryota; Viridiplantae; Streptophyta; Magnoliopsida; Ericales; Theaceae. The record is from RefSeq and is a predicted model, not a curated record.